This is a messenger RNA of Antechinus flavipes (yellow-footed antechinus), 936 nucleotides long. RefSeq names its product olfactory receptor 5B12-like. Lineage: Eukaryota; Metazoa; Chordata; Mammalia; Dasyuromorphia; Dasyuridae. The coding region runs from base 1 to 936 and encodes 311 amino acids. The record is from RefSeq and is a predicted model, not a curated record. The transcript has a single exon. Gene Ontology annotation, molecular function: G protein-coupled receptor activity; odorant binding; olfactory receptor activity. Gene Ontology annotation, biological process: sensory perception of smell; G protein-coupled receptor signaling pathway. Gene Ontology annotation, cellular component: membrane.
AUGACUUCUAUGGAGAACAGAUCUGAAGUGAAUGAGUUCAUCCUCAAAGGAAUAACAGAUGAUCCAGAGCUUCAGGUUCCUCUCUUCAUAAUGUUCACUCUCAUUUACCUCAUCACCCUAGUAGGGAACUUGGGGAUAGUAGCUUUGGUCUUCUGGGAUUCCCAUCUCCACACGCCCAUGUAUUUUUUCCUCAGUAACCUCUCUUUGGUGGAUUUUGGCUUCUCUUCAACUAUAACUCCCAAGGUGAUGGCUGGGCUCCUAAGAGGGAACAAAGUCAUUUCCUUUAAUGGAUGUGCUGUACAGCUACUCUUUUUUGUAGCUUUUGCUACAAUUGAAAGUUUUCUUUUAGCCACCAUGGCCUAUGAUCGCCAUGCAGCUGUGUGUAAGCCUCUACAUUAUACUACAACCAUGACUUCAACUGUAUGUAUAUAUCUUGUUAGUGGUGCUUACAGCUGUGGCUUUCUAGCCACCUCCAUACUCACAGGCAAUGUAUUUAGCCUUUCCUUUUGUAGAUCAAACAUACUCCAACACUUUUUCUGUGAUAUCCCCCCUCUCCUACUUCUCUCUUGCUCUGAUAUUCACAUCACUGAGUUACUAGUCUUUACAGUAGGCUUAUUCACUGUCGUUUCCCCACUUCUUGUCAUCUCUACUUCUUACUUGCUAAUAUUCAUCACCAUCAUGAGCAUCCGUUCUGCUGAAGGCCGUCAGAAAGCCUUCUCCACCUGUACUUCUCAUCUCACGGCAGUUUCUAUAUUUUAUGGGACAAUCUUCUUCAUGUACUUCCAGCCUAGUUCAAAGCAUUCAAUGGACUCAGACAAAAUAGUGUCAGUGUUCUACACCACAGUCAUCCCUAUGUUGAACCCUCUGGUCUAUAGUCUUAGGAAUAAAGAUGUCAAGAACACUUUCAGGAAAGCUGUGAAGGGACAACAAGGUUAA